Messenger RNA from Candidozyma auris, 645 nucleotides. Its product is annotated as phosphatidylglycerophosphatase. The coding region runs from base 1 to 645 and encodes 214 amino acids. NCBI's taxonomy places the organism in Eukaryota, Fungi, Ascomycota, Pichiomycetes, Serinales, Metschnikowiaceae. The transcript has a single exon. Gene Ontology annotation, molecular function: phosphatidylglycerophosphatase activity. Gene Ontology annotation, cellular component: mitochondrion. Gene Ontology annotation, biological process: cardiolipin biosynthetic process. The record is from RefSeq and is a predicted model, not a curated record.
AUGCAAAUCUUCAAUGCUAGUGCCGUACUCAACGUAGGCCGUCUCACAUAUAACCCAAGUCUCUGCUUACCGCACUUGACGGUGACAUCUUUUGAUAAGCUCAUAAUUCCAUUCAAAAUCCCUGGUCAUGAACAUGCCACUAUCAGAGGAGUCGUGUUGGACAAGGACAACUGCUUUGCGAAGGAUAAGGAUGACAAAGUGUGGCCAGCUUACAGUGAUAUCUGGACAAAACUUCAAGAAACAUAUCCAAAGGAACAUUUGCUUAUUGUUUCCAAUUCUGCCGGCACCAACGACGAUGGGAACUAUGAACAAGCAGAGAAACUUGAACGUGACACGGGCGUUACUGUGCUCAGGCACCCUACGAAGAAACCAGGGUGUCAUGAGGAGAUCAUGGCGUAUUUCGCAAAACACGGGAUUCACAAGCCAAGUGAAAUUGUUGUCAUUGGAGACCGCUUGUUUACAGACAUGCUCAUGGCGAACAUGAUGGGAGCGUGGGGGAUUUGGCUUAGUGAGGGCGUAGAGCUUUCGAAUAAAAUCUGGUGUAAAAUGGAAAGAGGGUUGUACGACAGGUUGGUCAAGUCAAGAGAUCUGCCAUUAUCACCGCCCACGCCGGGAGUCGAUCAAUCUGAGGAAUCAAAGCUUUAA